AUUAAAUUCAUGACUCAAUAAUGAAAGAUGGAUAUAUGUAGUUUAUUUAAAACUUCAACGGUAUUACUGCUUUUUAAAGGCGCGGGCGUUCACUCUACUGACAUCUGUACCAUCCAUGAAGGGACGGGCCCCUACACGUACUGCGAGGCAGGCUCCUACUGUUGUGAACACAACACACAGUGCUGUGAGAACAGUCUGUCACCACUGGAAGCUGCAGCGAUCGUGUUCGGAGUGCUGUUGGGGUUGUGUCUGUGUAUUUUUUGUGCACUGUUUCUUACAAAGAAGAAAAUGCUUCGUCCUGGACAGGUUGUACAACCAUCUAAUGGCGACUUUGCAAUUUCAAUGAUCGGAGGGCCAAGACCGUCGUACCAGAAUUUCAACAUAGCAAACUAUACAUAUACAGACGGCCGGCCGCACGCUCAAGGACCGCGAACGUCCACGCCGCUCCCGACGGCCCCCGUGCUCCCUCCUCCAUACAGCCAGAUGGACCCCUUCCGUCCGCCACAUUUUUUACAGCCUCCGCCUCAGUAUCAAGAGUCCCCGCUUUGAUAUGCUAUAUACAUGUACCAGCAGAUUAAACGAAUUUGUUGAAUAACCGCUGUGAAAGAAGUUCGGUAUAACAGCAUUCACUUGAAAUAACUACUCCGGUGACAUGAUGUUAUUGUGUUCGUUUUAGUUGUC
Molecule: messenger RNA, 681 nt
Organism: Mya arenaria
Lineage: Eukaryota; Metazoa; Mollusca; Bivalvia; Myida; Myidae
Exons: 4
Coding region: 28-549 (173 amino acids)
Source: RefSeq, a predicted model, not a curated record